GUUUCUUACUGUUUUUGAGUUUGCUAUGCUGCUGUGCAAUGGAUCAAACAAGUACGUACCAGAGGUUUUGACUGUUUCUUCUGUGGCAUCUGUGUGGAAAGUGCCACACACACUCCAGAACAACAACGGCUUUUGCUUGUAUCUUCCAGUGUUUCUUUUGUCAGCGAGUUCAGCAAAGUUGUAAUUCAAGUGCCAGCCCUGAUCAGAGUGAGGAACCAGCAACAGAGAUGGUAAAAAUGACAAAAUCCAAAACGUUCCAGGCUUACCUGCCAAACUGUCAUCGAACUUACAGUUGUAUCCACUGCAGAGCCCAUCUAGCCAAUCAUGAUGAACUGAUUUCCAAGUCCUUUCAGGGAAGCCAGGGACGAGCCUACCUCUUUAAUUCAGUGGUGAAUGUGGGCUGCGGUCCCGCAGAAGAGAGAGUCCUCCUGACAGGCUUGCACGCUGUAGCAGAUAUUUAUUGUGAAAACUGCAAAACUACUCUUGGGUGGAAAUAUGAACACGCGUUUGAGAGCAGUCAGAAGUACAAAGAAGGAAAAUUCAUCAUUGAACUUGCCCACAUGAUCAAAGACAAUGGCUGGGAGUAAAAUUGGAUUAUUCUCAUUCUUUGUGGACAAUCUGUGGAACGUGCUUUAUAAAGACUAAUGCAAACAAACAACAAAAAAAGGAUUUUGGUUGAGGUGGCUGAGAAAAAUCACUGAAUUUUUGAAACCUCCAAAAUAAAUAGUGUAAUUUGUGGCAUUUCACUCCCCCCCCCUUUCCAGGCCAUGUUUUUGCCUUCUCCUCUUUGUGUAAGUUCCCCUCUUUUGUAUAUGUAUUCCUGUGUGAACAGUUUUGGAUGAACUUUUUUCUAAGCUUCUGAAUCCUAGAGGAAUAGUUCCUUAAUGGCACAUUAGCUUUUCUGGCCGGCAUCUUAUCUUUCAAUCUCUGCCUUUGAACACUCCUUUCCGCUGUGCAUGCUUUCUGUCCCCUACCGUCCCCAAAAUCUUGUCGGGAGGCCUGAGCGGAUAGGAGUGUAGUCUCUCUCCUCCAUACGUAGCAGUUUCUGAGGUCUUUUUGCAGUGCAAAGGAUGCAGCGUUGUAGUAGCCGUUACCGCUCUGGAUAAUUUUGCACGGACUGCAACCUGCAGACAUCAUUUUGGCCAGGCUGGUAAAGGCUCAGUCAGUUGUACUGACUGAUGUAAAGGAAGGUUUGCUUUUAAAAAAAAAAAAUGUUUGUUUUUAAACAGGCAGGGGAAGAUAGGACAAUAGCUUGCAAGGAUAACUAAUACUGUAGAAUAUAUGAAAACCUAAAUCAAUACAUUCCUAAGGAAAGUCAAGCUUUGGUCUGUUGAGGAAGAGCUUCUUACAAAGUCUUCGAGAUUAAAGGGCACAAAUAUAUGCAGCUGUUGUUCUUAAGACAUCAGUGUACAAUGUCUUUGGUACUGUCCCUUUAGCAGAGGGGACUCGUACCUCACCUUGAGGUUGUAUGGCUGGUUCCAUGUAGUUACCUAGUGUUAAUGCACUGGACAAAGAGGUUGAUAUCAGUGAAGCAGUCUGUUGCUGCUGCCGCUGCAGCGCUUAGACGCAAACAUAUUUUUUUCCUGCGUGGAGAAAUGGCAGGGGCUAUAGCUCUUACCACCAUUACCUGUGGGAGGCCGGAAGUUGGCAAGCAGGUAAGAAAGUGGCAAAUCGACUUAAAUCUCUUCAUAAAAUAGCAAAAAUAGUUUUUUAAAGGGGGAAGGGGGGGGAGGGUGUUUGAUUUGCUGGCUGAAUCAUCCCCGAGCACAUUUUUUUGUAAUAAACAGUUACGUGAAACAAACAUCAUCUUGUAAUUUUUCCCAG
Messenger RNA from Gekko japonicus, 1824 nucleotides. It is a transcript of the gene YPEL1, whose product is annotated as yippee like 1. The record is from RefSeq and is a predicted model, not a curated record. NCBI's taxonomy places the organism in Eukaryota, Metazoa, Chordata, Lepidosauria, Squamata, Gekkonidae. The coding region runs from base 228 to 587 and encodes 119 amino acids. The transcript has 5 exons.